Dermatophagoides pteronyssinus (European house dust mite) is the source of this 1651-nucleotide messenger RNA. RefSeq lists its product as uncharacterized. Gene Ontology annotation, biological process: sodium ion transmembrane transport. The record is from RefSeq and is a predicted model, not a curated record. Gene Ontology annotation, molecular function: ligand-gated sodium channel activity. Lineage: Eukaryota; Metazoa; Arthropoda; Arachnida; Sarcoptiformes; Pyroglyphidae. Gene Ontology annotation, cellular component: plasma membrane.
UUUAGAAUUAUAAUUAUUAUGUUUUUAUUGUUAUCAUUAAUGUUGUUGUUGUUGUUGUUGACAAACGACAAACGAAUUCAAAUCAUUAUCCGUACAAAUGAAUAAAGUUCAAAGUGUUCAACGUAAUGUUCGUAAUACAAUUCGUAUCACGAUCACAAUUUUUGCUGCUGUAAUAUGUGCAUAUCAAAUAUAUAUUGUUUGUAAUCUAUAUCUUCGUUAUCCAACAACGGUAGAUAUUCGUGUUGAUCCAUCACCGUUUGUACAUUUACCCGGUAUUACUGUUUGUAGUGAACUAUCUAGUACAAUUUUAGUUGAAAAAUUAAUCAAAAUUGAACCAAGUAUUUAUGAUGAUUUUGUCGGCAAAACACGUACACAGAUAGCAAUGAUGUUAAAAAAAAGAAAAUAUCGUGAUAAAUUAUUACGAUCAUUGCAUUCACAAACAAUUGACAUACAACAUAAUCUAACCGUAUCGAAAGAAAAAUUUUUUAAAAAAUGUCAUCUAGCCACACCACUUGGACAAUAUCCAAAUCGAUUAUCAAAUAAAGAUUAUUAUUCAUCAACAUUAAUGCAUCCAAAUUGGGAUCUUCAAAGCUAUAAUCGUAUUAAUUGUAGUUCAUUGAAUCCAAUCUAUGAAACUAUUUCAUAUGAAUUUAAAUGUUUUACAUUGUUUUUAAAUCGUACCGCUUAUCAUGAUAUUAAUUAUCAAAUACCAAAAGAUGCUGCAGCUAAUCUUAAAUAUUUAGCUUGGAUCGAAUUGAAUCGAGAUUUUAUGUUCAAUGGAUUAAUCUAUAUUCAUUCACCUGAAAUGUCACAUCAAUUUGCUGGCACAAGCAAUAUUCAACAAUUAGAUCCAGAUAAACAUCAAUUUGUAAGCGUAUCAUUUGAACGACAAAUGACCAAAUUAUUACCACCACCAUACGCAACAAAUUGUUAUGAUUAUCGUCAAGAUGGUUAUGCAUGUCGAAGUGAUUGUAUGACAGAAUGUAAAACAAAAACCUAUGUACAACGUGCCGAUGGUUGGCCAGGUGAUGUUUAUGCUGAUAACAAUGUAACGCAUAGAUUUUCUAAAACAUGGACUAAUUCAUGGAGUUCAUCAGGACAUCUUGAAGAAGGUUUAGAUGCAUCGGAAUUAGCAUCAUGUAGUUAUAAAUGUGGACAAAUGGAUGAUUGUGAAAGUGUACAAUAUGAUGUUCGUACGGCUCGUGUACGUGAACGAGAUGAAGAUGAUAAAUCACAAAGUCAUUCAUUUACCAUUGGUAUAUUACCGCCGAAAAAUUUUCAAAUCAUUAAUGAACAUGUACCAAAAUUUGCAAAUAUUGAAUUUUUGAUUUAUAUCGGUGGCCUAAUUAGUCUUUAUCUGGGCAUAUCAGUCGUAUCGAUUGGUGUAUCAAUAUUAAGUUGGAUAACAUUCUCAUCAAAACAUCAAUCCGGUCUUUGUAUAUGGUGUUGUCGAAAAACAGAUUCCGAAGAAAUAACACCAACACCCAGUGCAAAUACAAUAUCAGCAAAUGGUGAUGAUCCACAAAAUAAAAAGAUAAUCUAUCAAAAGCCGAAAACAACCACAUUCAAUAAUAAUAAAUUCAAAUGUUGAAUAUUGGUUUUGUUUUCUUGUUUUAAAUAUUUUUAACAUUUUUAUUUUAUUUUGAUUUUU